AUAUCUGUUUCGUUCUUGUAAAUAAAAAUAUAUGUUUGCUUUUUUAAAUAAAAAAAAAAAAACAAAACGGAACGGCGACAGUAGUAGCUUUUUGGUUCGCGUAAAAUAGCCGCACGCUAACAAUGUUCGUGGGAGGUGUAGUUUUUACGUCAUGACCGUACUGGAAACCAUUUUCAGAAAAUGUAACAUAGUUAUGUGCUUUUUAAAUAUGUGGAAUAGGUGUGGGGGGAAUUUAGCUAAAAUUUAAUUUUUAUAUUUUAAAAAAGAUAAUUAAAAAAAGAGACCGAUACAUUUAAAAAAAAUCAACUCGGUUUGUGAUUGGUUAAAAAAUAGACUCGGGUCGCGCAAAGCAUUGUGGGAAGGAGGCGAAUUCUUCGUGUUGACUCCUCCAGGCCACACAAAGCACUAGAGUGCCGAAUAAAUUCACCAGUUUCCAUUGAAUUAAUCACAAGAACUGGGUAAAACUAAUAAAAGUUUUUGGUUUAAAAGUUUUUUUAAAAUAAAUAAAUAAAUAAAACCAGGCGCGCGAUGCCGAAUUUCUGCGCGGCUCUGCACUGUUCCCGGAUGAGCUCGCACUCCGUGUUGGCUUUCUUCAGGUUUCCGCGGGAUCCGGAGAGGUGUAAAAAGUGGGUGGAAAAUUGCAGUCGGUCAGAUCUUAGAGAUAAAACACCGGAACACUUGAACAAGUACCACAGACUGUGUGCCAGACACUUCGAGCCUGACCUGAUCUUAAAAACCAGCCCGUUCAGGACGGUUCUAAAGGACACGGCAAUACCCACCAUCUUCGACCAUCCCAGCCAGAAACGGACAAUUGAACAGCAGGAAGAAGAGAACACUCCACCAGCCAAAGCGCAGAGAGUGGAAGGGAAUCAGGACAAGGAUGCGGAGAAUGCCUCGGAGAGCACAAACGGCCAAGAGGCUCCUGAAGAACCCCAGGUCCUGGACAAGGACCGGGAACAGCGCGAGUAUCUCCGAUCCCUGUUCGACGUGGUGGUCAUGAUGGGACGGCAGAACAUCCCCCUGCAGGGCCACGCCGAUAAAGAGCCGAGGAGCAAAGCCUUCACUCCGAGCAACUUCCAGGCUCUGCUGGAGUUCCGCAUCAACGCCGGCGACGACGCGCUCCGGAGGAGGUUUGAGACGUCGCCGGCCAGUCUGGAGUUCUGCUCGUCCACGCAGCUGCAGCAGAUCCUGGAGGUGGGCGAGAAGUGCAUUUGCGAGGAGCUGCUCUCUGAGGUCAAGGAGGCACGCUUUUUCUCUCUGGUCGUGGAAGACGUCACGGAGGUCGCCGGGGAGAACCGAAUUCCCACAUUCGUCCGCUUCGUGGAUCAGAACAACCACCUGCGCGAGGAGUUUUUAGGAUUCCUGCUCUUCGAAGGAGACGUGGAAGGCAUCGUGGAAAACCUCUGCGCUGAAAUAUCGGAGAAGAAUGGGCUGAGCAUGGAGGACUGCAGAGGGCAGGCGUACUUCAGCACCGGCGUCCACGCGUCCAAAGCGAAAGCCGUCGCCAUGAAACUGAGCGAGCGUUACCCGUUGGCGGUGCUCACUCCCAGCUCCGGCCACGCCCUGAACAUCAGCCUGGCCAACAGCAUGGACUUGACUAGCGUUCACCUGGUCAUGUCGACCCUGAAGAAGAUCGAUGCCUUCUUCGGCAGAUCUCCUCUCCUGCUGGAUCAGCUGGAGAGCGCCAUUUCGAUUUAUUACCAGGGGAACGAGGAGAAGGCGUGCGCCCUCAAGCAGGCGUGUCGCACCGACUGGACGCAGCAGCACGAAGCCUUCGAGGUGGCCGUCGACCUUCUGGAGUCUCUGCUCCUUUGCAUGGACAGCGUCCACGACAACGAGGAGCUGAAGUGGAGUGACGAGAUCGCGCACGAGGCCUUUGUCGUUUCUGAGGCGCUGGCAGACUUUGAGUUUGCGAUGGCGCUGGUGGUCUUGAAGAACACGCUCUCGUUCUCCAGGGCGUUCGGGAAGAACCUGCAGGGGCAAACCGGCGAGGUCUUCUUCGCCGCCAACAGCUUGACGGCCGUCCUGCACUCGCUCAACGAGGUCCUCGAGAACAUCGACGUGUACCACGAGUUCUGGUUCGAGGAAGCCGUCAACCUCGCCGCCGCUCUGGAGAUUCCCGUCAAAAUCCCCAGGCUCUUCUUUAGGAAGCAGCGUCCCGACGCCGGGGACGAGAUCCAGCCCGAGACCUAUUACAAGGUCCACCUGACCUUCCCGGUUGUCACCCGGGUAAUCAAGGAGCUGAGCGAGCUCUUCUCUGAGAACCACCUCAACGCGCUGAGGUCCCUGUCCUUCGUCCCAGCGAUCAUGUCACAGCUCAAGUUCAACACGGAGGAGACCAGUGCCGACGUCUACAAGAACGACCUUCCCAACCCGGAGACGCUUCCCACCGAGCUCAACUGCUGGAAGAUCAAGUGGAAGCACGGCACCAAGAACGUCACGCUGCCCUCCACCAUCUACGAGACGCUCCAGCUGUCCGACGUCAAGUUUUUCCCCAACGUCUGCGCGCUCCUCAAGGUCCUCCACUGCCUCCCAGUGCUGUCACUCACAGAGGAGAAGUGCAGCGAGGCGAGGAGGCGUCUGACGGCUUACCUGCGGGACAUGCCCCCCAAACACAGACACAAGAGCCUGGCGUUGUUCAGUAUUAACUGCGCGGUGAGGGUGGACGUCGACCUGAUGGUGGAGGCGUAUCUCUCAGCGUAUCCGGACAAAGAGACGAGGGAGGAACCUGCGUGAUUGACGCACGCAUUUAACACACCACCAAUACGAGUUAGCGCUCCACAUGAUCAUGUUGGUUUGGCUGCUGAUUUAGCAGAGAGACAGGUGUUGCUAUGGGAACAAGGGUGGCGUUUAAAUUAUGUUUAAUCAGCCAAUCACAGCUGUGAUCUUAUGACAUCACCACUGGGUGUCAGCUUUAAAAUGUUUUCUGUGUGACGUAAUGCUUAGGAGCAAUUCUUUCUUUCUUCACUAACCAACCUCAUUCUUUUUCUUUCUUUCCCUGACUUUUCUUUCUUUUUACACUAACUUUCUUUCUUUCUUUCUGUCUGUCUGUCUAGACUAACCUUACUAUUUCUUUUUCUCUUUCCCUAUCCUUUCUCUUUCUUUCUACAAUAAUGUCCUCAUUCUUUUUCUUUCUUUCUGCCAUUUUUUUUUGCCUAACCUACCUUUCUUUCCUUCUUUCUACACUAACCUUAUUUGUUCUUUUUCUUUCUUUAUUUCUUAGUAACUUCUUUCUUUCGUUAAACAACUACUUUCUUUCUCAUUCGUUCAGUUGACGUGAUCAUUCCUCUCCAGCAGAAGUGAUCUGACGGUAAGUGCUAAUAAGGUGUUUCUGAUUGGCUGAUCAAAAGUAAAUGAAGCUCCGCCCACACUGACCCAGGUGGAGACGGUCACAGUGCAGGUCCUGUACAGAGACACACACGUCCUUCGCUUCCUUCUUCCCCACAAUUACUCUGUUUUUACUUUUCCUUAUUUUUUAUUGUACAUUCAGGUGUGUGUGUGAGAGAGCGAGCGAACACAAGAGAGACUGAGGUGCAUUGGAAAUGAAUCAUAAAUGAUCAGACUCCUGUGUGUUAUAAUGAAGUUCUGUUCGCAACAGCUUGUAAAAACAUUUGUGCUGUUUUUGUUUACUAAAUAGGGGAGAAAAAAAAGAUUUUGUGUGUGUUACCCCAAAGGAAGUAGAAAGCUGUGUGUGACAGAAUUCUAUUUAAUACCUGAAUUACUCAUGUACAUUUCUGCUGUAUUUUCAUUGUUUAAAGGAUUUUUACUGAAAAUCCCCUGGAUUCCUUCGAGAUAUUGAACUUAUCGAAGCGUGUAGAUCUUCGUGUCAUUUUCAUCUAUUCUGAUUUUUUUUCAUAAACUAAUAAACAUGUCUGUGCACAGUG
This is a messenger RNA of Ictalurus punctatus (channel catfish), 3884 nucleotides long. It is a transcript of the gene thap12a, whose product is annotated as THAP domain containing 12a. The transcript is spliced from 5 exons. NCBI's taxonomy places the organism in Eukaryota, Metazoa, Chordata, Actinopteri, Siluriformes, Ictaluridae. The coding region runs from base 529 to 2736 and encodes 735 amino acids. The record is from RefSeq and is a predicted model, not a curated record.